This is a messenger RNA of Panicum virgatum (switchgrass), 2114 nucleotides long. RefSeq names its product RNA-binding KH domain-containing protein PEPPER-like. Gene Ontology annotation, molecular function: mRNA binding. NCBI's taxonomy places the organism in Eukaryota, Viridiplantae, Streptophyta, Magnoliopsida, Poales, Poaceae. Bases 71 to 1558 code for a protein of 495 amino acids. Gene Ontology annotation, biological process: regulation of gene expression. The transcript has 7 exons. The record is from RefSeq and is a predicted model, not a curated record. Gene Ontology annotation, cellular component: cytoplasm; nucleus.
AAAACCCCACUCCCCCACAAGCGGUCGCUCACACUCGCCUCGCUCCGCCGCGUCACGAAAACCCUCCGCUAUGGCGCCGCCGCCGGAGGACGAGGAGGCUGCGAUCGAUGCCAUUCUGGAAGCUGGCGUUGAUGAUGAGGAGGAGGAGGAUCCGGAGGAGGUGGAGCCGUGGAUCCCAUCCUCCGACUCGGAGCCGGACGAGGACCGCCCGGCGCUCGAGCCGCCGGACCCUUCCCCCGCCGCGGCCGAGGCAGCGCUACAGCCGGCGCGGAUGGCGGUGAAGGAGGAGAAGGGCGAGGGGGAGGAGGCGAGGCCGCGGUGGCCCGGGUGGCCCGGCGCGAGCGUGUUCCGGCUGCUGGUGCCCGCGGACAAGGUCGGCGGCCUCAUCGGUCGCUGCGGUAGCACUAUCAAGCGCCUCUGCGACGAGACCCGCGCCCGCGUCCGCGUCAUCGACGCCGCGCACGCCGCCGCCGACCGGAUUGCUUUAGUAUCUGCAACAGAAGAAGUUGAAGCAGAGCUAUCACCUGCGAUGAAUGCUGCGAUUAAGAUCUUCAAGCAUAUAAACGGCAUAGAAGAGAUCAAUUCUGAUGGAACUUUAUCUGCUUCUGCACCAGAAAUUUGUUCUGUUAGAUUAUUGGUUCCAGCUGCACAAGCUGUCCACUUAAUUGGCACGCAAGGAGUUACAAUUAAGUCAAUCCAAGAAAGUACUGGUGCUACUAUAAGGAUUAUAGAUGAAGAUGAGCUAUUGAGUGAGGUACUGGAUGAAAGAAUUGUGAAGAUAUAUGGUGCUUCUCUCAAGGUUCACAAUGCCCUAAAAUCAGUGCUUGGACUUCUCCGUAAGUUCCUAGUUGAUCAUGGUGUGCUUCAUCUAUUUGAAAGGAAGAACCAAGAAGUUGCUCAGGCACAGCAUACUUUGAAAGAAAAUCAAUUUAUUGAUACUUAUCAUGUUGCAGUGAACCAGGAUUUUUGGCUAUCUGAUCAGCGAGGUUUUGGUCCCCCAAUAGGCAGUAGACCAUUGUGUGGACAUGAUCCAUCUUUCUGUGACCCUUACUCAUCAGAUGUCAUCCAUGCAACUGAUUCCUUGAUGACACAGCUGGGUCAUGCUAAUCCAAAAGGCAGUAGAUUCUUAUAUGGAUGCGAUCCAUCCUUUUGUGAUCAGUACUCACCAUAUCUCAGCCAACCAAUCCAUAAGUUAAUAACACAGACAAUGAAGAUCCCGCUGCCCUAUGCUGAAGAGAUAAUUGGCGAGAGGGGAGAAAACAUUGAAUUUGUCCGAUCUGUUAGUGGAGCAGUUGUGAUUCUUGAGGAAAUUGGAGAUUAUCCAGAAGAGGUUCUAAUUGUGAUCAAAGGCAGUCCUUCACAAGUUCAAACUGCGCAUCAACUUUUACAGGAGGUUCUUUCAGGCAACAGGGAGCCUCCACCGCUGCCACCGAGGAUUUGUUUCCGCGGCGCUGAAGCUGGCCCACGGGUGCCGAGCUCCCCUCAUGCUGGCGCGAUGCUGCUGAACUCCCCCCCUACCACAUGCCAUUGCAACAAGCCGGGGGCACUACGAAGAUGAACCGCCCCGUGGCCACAGGAGAUACCCUACCCACCAUCCACAGAGGCUACUACGGGCCGUAGAAAGGCGAGAUCAGGGCUUGGCUCCCUGACGCCUAGAGUCUAGAUUAUGCUCAGCUCACCUGACCAAGAAGCUAGCUCUCACUGUAUGCCCAGUAUAGAGAAGUAUUAGCCCUUAUAUACUUGCUACACCUACACUAACUUAAUAUCAACAAUGUGACAGUAUGACUAGCUCAGGAAAGAACCUAGCCUCCGUAUGGUUUCAUGCAUGCUUCAUAUAUAUAGACGAUCAGGCACUGGUUCGACGGCCGCCGCGCGGACCACUUGCGUGCGACCUCGCCGGCGAACCGAGAGUACGCACAUGCAUCGACCACUGCCCUUCUUCAGUUCUUCCUCAUGAUCAGUUCAGGAACAAAAGCCGAAUGGUAUCGAUCGAUCUGCAUCUCCAUGCUCGAAUUGAAACAUGUGCAGUCUGUGCAGUAGAUGUUUGUAACACUUGUUAUCUGAACCUCUAGCAUUUCUACUGGUCUAAAUUGAAAAGAUGGUGCUGUUAUGUA